GAAGGAUGUCAUGCUCAAUGCACCUUUCUUAAUAAUUUGUACCUUUGUUUAUUCUUAGUAAAGUCAUCAUUUUUGGUUUGUUUGAAGUUGUCGACAUGAUCGUUUAGCAACGCGAUUCACAGCACGACUGCAACUGUAGAGAAGGCUGAACUUUCAGUUAUCUUCGAGUCGCACCGCUGGAUAUUAGGUGUAUGACCUCAAUAGAAGUCAUUUUGGACUAGGUUUUGGGUUGCAAAUUCUGGUUAAACUAUUGUCGUAGUUGUGGAGGAUUGGACGCAGCAGUGUGGAGUCCUAUCCGGUUUUUGAAGCCUUGGUGAUCUUGUGAGUGGCCAUUGCCGUUUGUGCUUGGUUUUGGUUGUGUUGAGUAGAUUGUUUUGUAAGAGAGCUUCCCUCCAAUUUUGAGGGUUGUGUUUGAGGCUAGGUGAAAGUGGCAGUGGGUACUGCUUCAUACUUCACACAGCGGGCUUUGUGCGGAGGUUGAUAUAAGUUUUGUGUGACUCGCUGCUUAAGGUGCACGGAUCGCCAUGGCAUUGCUGGAGAAGGGUUCCCCGCGGACAUGGAUGCAUCGCCACGCUUCCUUGCCUCUACUGAUCUCCGUGCUGGCCAUUUUUGCUGUCGAAAUUCAUCCAGUGAGGGCUCAGCAACAAUAUAACAAUGUAUCCGGCUACGCGUGCACAGGUGUGCAGCCACGCUGCUUAGCCUAUGCUUAUUACAGGACGCAGGAAGCUAAUGCUACUUUGAACUCCACCGCCGCGCUCUUCAACACAUCUGCUGCAAAUAUUGUCGCUGCAAAUACCAAUUUGAGCAGUGUUCCAGCGACCACUCCUUUAGCAAAUGGGUCUGCGCUGUACAUCCCGCUGGACUGCAGCUGCUUGAAUAACACAUACCAAGCGCCCACAACAAAGGUGGUUCAGGCAGGCGACACGAUGUAUAACAUCUCCAUAAUUACUUUCCAGGCGCUCGUUACCUAUCAAGCAAUCGGAGCCGCCAACCCCAGCAUCAUCCCGGAGACCAUGCCAGUAAAUACGAUUCUGAGAAUCCCCAUACGGUGCGCUUGCCCUACCGUUCGUCAACAAACAGAUGGCAUCAAGUCCUUGCUCACCUACCCCAUCUUCCCGAAUGAAGAACUAUCUGCCAUUGCCAAAAAGUUUGGCCAUACUGAGGAGGAGCUGCAGGUUGCAAACACGCUGCCGAACUCUACCAUUGCUGCCUACACGACGUUGCUUGUUCCACAGGGGACCUCAACUCCCGGUGGUAAUGCUGGGGGACCUGGCUCAGCUCCAGCUCCAUCUGCAGCUUCAAGAGCUUCCCAAGCCCACUGGCUGUACUCAGUCUCCUUGCUGGGAGUGCAAUCUUUGUUGCUGUUGUUGUUGUUCUACCAUGCUAAGUAAGAGAGAGUGCAGAGGUGAGAUUGUGUGAAGUAGAUAGCCCUCCAUCACCAUCCUACCAAUUCCCUCCUCCUCCAUCUGUCUUCUAACCUUCUCUUUUUCCCCUCAUUGUGUCCUUUUGUGUGACCUUUCAGGGUUCCUAGCUACCGCAACUCUUUCCAGCUUUGCAUCUUUUUUGUGCUAAAACCAGCGCUCUUGUAGGUGUUUUGUGAUCAAUAGAAACAUGCGCUUAGUGUGUGUGUGUAUGUGUGUAAACAUGGGUCAUGUUUGCAAAGUUCCCUAUGAGGAAAGGAAAUGGAGGUGGGAUUUUCUCUCUUGUAACAUUGAUCAUUGAAACUCUUAUGUGCAUGUUUCUGUCUGGGUGACUACCGAGAUUUUGUUUUCAAGCACCAGACUGGAGCUCAUGUGCUAGCAACCCUCACUUGUGUA
This is a messenger RNA of Physcomitrium patens, 1817 nucleotides long. Its product is annotated as lysM domain receptor-like kinase 4. The record is from RefSeq and is a predicted model, not a curated record. Lineage: Eukaryota; Viridiplantae; Streptophyta; Bryopsida; Funariales; Funariaceae.